AACAAAACUCAUAAUCGCAGAUUCGCAGUAGACCAAAAUCCUAAAAACAUUUCCAGGGAGGCUCCGGCCCUAACCAAAUUGCAUUGCACACAAAAGAACCAAAAUUAGAGAGGAUAGAGAGCUAAAAUGGAAUCCUACCAACCGCCGCACCACCACUAUAUGAGACCUCCACCACCACCUCAAGCGCCACCGCCGAUAGCAGGGGAUUCACAUUAUCCUCACCACAAUCAGCCUCCUCCUCCUCCACCACCAGCAAACUCGUGGUAUUCCGGCCAAUUCCAAUAUCAACCUUCUCACUCUCCCUCCCAUCUUCCUCCUCCUCCUCCUCCUCCACAGCAGAAUCAGUGGGGCCCACCACCACCCCAACCUCCCCCUCCUCCGCCGUAUCACGGUCAUCCUCACCAGCCUUAUCCUGCGCAACCUUACCCUCCUCUUCCUCCGCCACCUCGUCCUUCCCAAGCACCUCCUCCCCCUUACCAGCAUCAGGAUUGGGCAAAUGCAAAUUGGAGCCAUCAUGCAGGUUGGGAAUAUCCUGCCCAUGACAAUGAAGACUGGGAAGCCAAGGCAAGGGCUUGGGCAUCUGCUAGAUCUGCAAUGGAAAAUCAGCAUCCACAGACGCAGUAUACAUCAGUGGCAAGGCAAGAAGAGCCAUCUCACUAUGCAAACCAGUAUGCACAACCUGUUGAAUCUCAUUAUCAAGAUGUUCAUCAAACUUCCAUUCCCGCAUCUGGUUUUCAGCAGUAUCAAGGACCAGUUGCACCUUUAAAUAGACCGCCGAUGGUUCAUCAGCAGGACCCUGCACCCAUCAGUUCAUAUGCUUCAGAUGCUCAUCUUUCAUUCGCUGCUAAUGAUGGAGCUCUUGGCGGAGACAGGAGCGCUUCGUUUCCUCGCCAUCAAGGCUCAACAAGUUAUUUUGUUCAUCAGCAGGAGGUACCUUCUAGUUAUUCUUCUGUUCCAGGCAAGGAAGAUGGCUCACAGGGACAUCAACAUGGACACUCCUUGCUCCUCGCUGAUGGUAGGUCAGUACCGGCGGAUCAUUCUCAGUAUGCAUAUGGAAACCAUCCACCGGAUCCAAUGGAUCAACCUCUUAGUUUUGCACCAAGAUUCAGCCAUGAAAAUGAUCCAAAUAUGAACUCCGGCUAUCCUGAUUCAUCAGGACCUGUAAGAGGAAACGAUUCUGUUACUGCUGUGUCUUCCUUACAUGCUUGGCCUCCAGUUGCACCUGGCGUGUCCUAUCCACCAAUUACACCCGCAUUUCCAUCAGCAGCACAGCAUGAUCCGUCUAUAGGUGUACCUCCACUUCAUGGCCAGUCGGGACCUAUGUUUGGAAGAGGCCCAAGCUUUCAGCCUGUGGUUCCAUCUAUUACUACACCUGUUGGUUUGGGUGCAGGAAGUUCUCUUCAUCCUACUGCAGGUUUUCCCACUGAUGCAUAUGGGGCUCCCUUGAGUUCUGAGCGUCCUAAAAAGGCUGCAGUGCCUAAUUGGCUAAGAGAGGAAAUAAUUAAGAACAAAGCUACAAUUACAAGUUCGGCACCAGAGCCCUUUAAAGAGGAAAGUCAAUCAAACGAAGAUGAAAUAAUUGGUAAGUCAACAGGAAAGGGUGACCAGGCAGACAGCAAAAGCAUGGAUUCAGCUAGGUCGGCUGAAGAAGAGGAUGAUGAUGAGGACUAUGAAGAAGCUCAAAGAACUGCAGCCAUGAAUCAGGAAAUAAAACGUGUAUUGACAGAAGUUCUCUUGAAGGUGACUGAUGAGCUUUUUGAUGAAAUUGCCACAAAAGUACUCAGCGAAGAUGAUCAUGCUGCUGAUGCUAUGACUAAGUCUGAGAACGAUAUCCCAAUUAUUAAGGCAUCACCACCACGUCCACCUGUUUCAGCUCUUAAAGCUUCUGCAAAGGUCCUUAUUCCAGGGAAAGCAAAAGAAUCCGAGGGACAUGCUAGUGGAGAAUCUAGUUCUGGUACUCCUGGGGCUGGGAAUGUCUUAGGCCUUGCAAAUUAUACUUCUGACGAUGAUGAUGAAAUCCAGACUUCAGGUGUGUCAAAGUCUGAUAGAGCUGCCGGUGAGAAUGGUCAUCGACAGUCAGAAGCUGAAGAUUACAGGAAAAAUCUGGUUGCUGCUGAAGGUGAUCGUAGUAAUGGAAGUUCAAUUAGGGGCAAAGGUGACCAUGAUUCUCCACCUUCUAAGUUGAAUGACUAUAGGAUAACUAAGAACUUGGAUAACGAGGUUCAGCAAGCCUCUUCUAAAAGCUCAGUGUCUUUGGGUAAGAAAGGUGACGGUCUUGUCGAUGAUGAACAAUCAAUUGUUAAGUCUGAUGCUGCUAGGCUAACAGAUAAUGGUCGUAAAUCAACUUUAAGUAGGCCAGAUGUUCCCACUGAGAAAGGAAAUUCGAAGAAUUCAGCCAAAGAAGAUUCUCAGGAAAGAGAUCCCAAAAGACGCGAUAGACACGAAAGUAAGAGGAGUUCCUCUGGAAAGGACAAUCACAAGGAGAUGGAGAUUGGGAGGAAAAGGGAAGCUGAGAAGGAGGAGACUCGUGGUAGAAAAGACGAAAAACAUCCAAAGAAGGAUAAAACAGAGGAUUCUAAUAUCUUGAGAGAGAGGUCGAAAGAGCGAGAUGAUAAACAUGGGGAUAAAGCAAGGGAAUCUGAUUCAAGAAGAAGAUCCCCUCUUCAAGAAGAUAAGGGCAGCAGAAAAGAAAGGGAGAGAGACAAGAAGAGAAGUGGUAAAGAUGACGCUGACAAGAAAAGAGAGAGAACUAAGGACGACAAAGCUGAUAAAUCAAGACACAAGUCCUCAAGUGAUUCAAGUAGACAUAAACGGAGGCGUUCCUCAUCAGUUGGUAGAGGUAGGAAAAAUGAGGAAAGUGCAAUAGUUUCGGAUGGUUCAGAUGAUGAAGCCUCAGAUGACUCUAAAAGGAAGGUUCGUUCAAAAAGACAUAAUUUGUCACCGUCUCCUACCAGGUCUAAGCGAAGGUAUGUACUAAGUGGGUUUUUUCAUCUUAACAUAAGCCAAAGUGUAAACUAUGUAUCAUUUUUGAUGUUGAACAUAUAUAACGAGAUCUUUCUCCGGGCUACUGAUUUCCUAUUUAAAUGGAGCGCAUGUGGUAAUUUUGAUGGAAAUAUUGGCUGCUUUUUCUUUGAAGUGUCUUGUGCUGAUACAAUGACUGAUUCAUAUUUCAUAGGGCUUAUGUAUCAUGAAUUCAUGACACUACAUCUGAAAGCUUAACAAAUUUUUUUGGCUCUUUUAUCUUACUCCCUCCGUCCCGGAAUACUUGACCUGUUUUCCUUAUCGGGCCGUCCCUUAAUACUUGACCUGUUUCUAAAAAUGGAAAUAUUCUAACAAUAUUAUAUUAUUUCUCACUCCACCCCUAUUAACCCACCUACCCCCUACUUCAUACAAAAAAUAAUUAAAAAUUCAACCCCUACUCUCCCCCAACCCCACCCCUUUACACAUUUCCCACUAACUACAUUAAAAUAAUACCCCACUAUCAACUACUACCUAUUAAAUUAAAUAAGUCAAUUCAAGUCUCUUAAACUCUGUGCCGGUCAAACCGGGUCGAGUAUUCCGGGACGGAGGGAGUAUGAUGUAUCCCAUUUGAAGUACCCAAGAUGAAUGGUCAACUGAGUGUACUUCCAUUUCUUUGAAAAUACUCUUGUGCAUACAGCUACUCAUAUAAGCUACUCCAUUUUUCUAUAUAGUUGCCUCUGUUUUUACGACUUUUACUUUGCAACAAUCAUUCCUUGGAACUAUUCUUCUUUGAAUUCUUCUUCGUCUGUUUUUCUACUUUUAGCAUAAUUCCAGAUUUGCUUGGCGUCUAAAAGGAAAUAGAUUAAAAUGCAAAACUAGUACGAUCUGGUUUCUUGUACGAUUGGCUUAUACCUAGGUUGCUACGUAAUUGUACAAGUAGAUAAUUGGAGUUUAUCUGAUUCUCUCAUGACUCUCCUACAUGGAGUAUAUUGUUUCACAGUUUUGUUACUUACAUGAGAUUUGUUUAGUCAUUGAACUGUGUUGUAUGCUUAUUUGAUUUUGAGCAAGCAUGUACAUUUGUUGUUUUUAAUUGCUUAUGCUAUCAUGGUUGGCUCCAUAUUACUAAAUCAGAUUGAAACCCUAGUGCGUAGAGGACACUGUAGCUGGACAAUUAUUUGCUGGACUGACUUAAAGUUUGAAGCUGUUCCAUUAAUUGUGUUGCAUUGUUUACUCGUUGCAAAUUCUGUUCAUCACAGUGCUCUUUCUUGACUAAAAUCAAAACUGAAAGUGUGUAAUAAUGUGGUAUGUCUGUGGACUAAAUGAUUAGUAUCCGGCAACACUGGCUUUGCAUGAUAUAGCUGUAAUCAUAAAACUUAGGGUGAGUUUAUCCCUAGUCUUGAGUGGAGUCUUUAUCCAGACUCUUGGGAUAAUGUGUUGAAAGACUGUAGCAAGUCUGGAGUUGGGUUUGGAAAUCCAAGAAUUCACUUUUUUCUCCAACCAAAUCUAAUCAUGACACAUCAUCACAGUGUCGCACUUUAUCCUACUUAAUUAUCUUUUUUAAGGAGCUAGAUGAGUCUUUUGUGAGUCUGAAUAAUAAAAAGGUAGGUAAAAGUUAGUGGAAAACUAAUGUGGCAGCGUCUGGAGUUUGGGGUUGAGUCUGAGGAUAAACUCACCCUUAGUAAUAUUAGUCUGUUACAUAUUACAUACUAUCUGCAUUCCUACUUCCUAGAUCAUUUUCACUUUCCAUUUGAGGAGUUCUGCAGUGGUUGGCCACUAUCCUCUCAGUCUCUCACAGAUACCUUGUAUAUAUAUGUUCACUUUUCAGGACUUAGUUUGUGAUUUGUAUACUUCUCUUUUUCUAUCUACUUGUGAUUAUCCUGUUGUUGCUGCUACUGGUAUUAAUGUUUCUACUGUGAUUAAUUGUGGGCAAUGAUGGUUGUUGUACUUGUUUACUACCAGGAUGAAUUGUGUCUGGAUUCAGAACCAUGACUAACAUAGCUGAUCAAUUCCAAACAUAUAUAUAUAUAUGUCAAAAAUUUUAAUUUCAAUGUUGGAAAUUUGCAAAUUAAAUUGAUUAACAAUAACAAAUGAGUCCACAUCACAAUAUGUUUUAUUGUUCCAUGAAUGAUGUUCAACAAAUAUAUCUUUUCGAAGUGCGAAAGUGAUGGUGGUCUACUAUCAGUCUUAUUUGCUGAAAAUUUUGCUUUCUCGAUGCCCAGUCUGUGAGUGCAUGUAUGGCUGCUGUGGCUAAGAAAUAUUGAUUUAUGAAUGUGAUUAGUAUAGCUUUGAAUACUGUCCGGGGUGCAUAGAAGAGUAACGUCCUGGCCAUGUUUUUGUUUGUUUCAUUUGGCAGUUAUAGUACAUGUUUUUAGGGUAGAAAUGAUGGAAUGUGUUUGAAGGUUUUUUUCUAUGUGACAUUGAACACCCCGACUCCUUAACUGGGUGAUGGUUCAAUUUCCUGUCAGUAAGCCAAUGUUUUUGUGAAGGGGGUCUCAUUCUUAAUAGUCUUAUAGUGAUUAAGGCUGAGCAUCAUGUCCUGUAUUUGAAGUUAUUGCUCAUGGGAUCAGUAUGAUGGAUGUUUUUAUUUUUAGACAAGUUUCGCGGUCUCCUCAUAGCAAGCAUUCACAGCGCAGGCAUUCUCCUUACUCUUCUCUUGAUGAUAGCAGGUAUGCUUUGGUGUUUGCAGUUUGCUGUUUUAACUUCACUAUUCAUUGCUCCCUUUUUAGUUAUUUGUUAAAAAAAUACAGUAAACAGGAAGGAGAAGAAAAGGGUAAAACUUAGUUAGAAGAGAUAGUACAUUUUUUUAAUUUUUUUUUUGAGUCACAGCAGACCAUUUUUGUAUUAGAAGAGAGCUAUAUAAAGGUUCUAAUACAGAUUAAUUAAAUUAGGUGAAAGGUAAAUUCUGACAAUUUCUAAAGCUGCACAAAUUAUAAUCACUUUUCAAUUUUUUUUGUGUGUAGGGCGAGGAGGUCAAGGUCAAGAUCAAGAUCCAGAUCAAAAUCACCAGCCCGUCGCCGUAGAUAAUACAACCUAAAAAAUGCUGAAUGAUGGUGUCAGAACUCAGAGACGAGGUCCUGUUCGCAUAUGACGAGCACUGGCAAGUUCCAGCAUGAGAGUAACGGUUCUUCUUGAAGGAUGAAUGUCAUACGGAGUACUCAUUAUCCUGUGACGCUCUCGAACACCUGAAUUUUAGGUCACUGUUGAAAGAUAAUUCGCGGAGCAUUGAGAAGAUGAAGAUUCAUUCUUGAGUUGCUAGAGAUUUUGUGUUUUUUGGUGUAUGAUUCAAGGCAUACAUUUCUUUUUCUUGUGACUACAGAUUCUGUAAACUGAUGGAAGGUUGUAUCUUCUUUCUGUGCAAGUCAAUUGUUGAGUUUCCAACCGGAGUAGUUUUCUGUAUAAUUUUAGUCAUAUGUAUUCCUCUUGUGCUUUGGUUUCAGAUUUUUUUUAAAAAUUCUAAUUUGGUCUAUUGCUCUUUCCUUGUGCUUA
This is a messenger RNA of Spinacia oleracea (spinach), 6447 nucleotides long. RefSeq lists its product as uncharacterized. The coding region runs from base 127 to 3219 and encodes 1030 amino acids. The transcript has 10 exons. The record is from RefSeq and is a predicted model, not a curated record. Lineage: Eukaryota; Viridiplantae; Streptophyta; Magnoliopsida; Caryophyllales; Amaranthaceae.